CUUGGAGAGCCUACAUCAUGCCCCCUCCUGGCAGUUUCUACGCGGGCGGCAAAUUCGAACUUAAAAUAAAUUUCCCGCCCGACUAUCCUUACAAGCCACCAAAGAUCCACUUUGUGACCCAAAUUUACCAUCCGAACAUAAACUCCCACGGAUCCAUCUGCCUGGACACUCUCAGAGAACAGUGGUCGGCCGCUCUCACCAUUUCCAAAGUGUUAUUGUCGAUUUUAUCAAUGUUGGAGACCCCAAACCCGGACGACCCACUGGUUCCCGAGAUUGCCCACCUGUACAAGACUAACCACAGAGAAUAUGAGCGACUGGCCAGGCAAUGGACCUCAAAGUAUGCACAGCCGUGAACUAACUAUAUUAAUUUGGUCAAUAUUU
Messenger RNA from Octopus sinensis (East Asian common octopus), 381 nucleotides. Its product is annotated as ubiquitin-conjugating enzyme E2 11-like. Gene Ontology annotation, molecular function: ubiquitin conjugating enzyme activity. The coding region runs from base 18 to 353 and encodes 111 amino acids. The record is from RefSeq and is a predicted model, not a curated record. Gene Ontology annotation, cellular component: nucleus. Gene Ontology annotation, biological process: protein polyubiquitination. Lineage: Eukaryota; Metazoa; Mollusca; Cephalopoda; Octopoda; Octopodidae. The transcript has 3 exons.